Molecule: messenger RNA, 2058 nt
Organism: Haemorhous mexicanus (house finch)
Lineage: Eukaryota; Metazoa; Chordata; Aves; Passeriformes; Fringillidae
Gene: MATK
Product: megakaryocyte-associated tyrosine kinase
Exons: 13
Coding region: 235-1578 (447 amino acids)
Biological process (GO): protein phosphorylation
Molecular function (GO): ATP binding; protein binding; protein tyrosine kinase activity
Source: RefSeq, a predicted model, not a curated record
CAUCACAGCCUCGGCAGCAGAGAAAUCAGGAAAUCGGGCCCUGGGUCUGCCUGGGAGCUGCUCUCGGACGUAGCGCUCGGCUCUGUGUAGGACAGAGACUCCCCAGGAGUUCAGGGAUUCAAGCCCAGGCUCAGCAGUGAGCUUCCCUGGCAUCGCUGUCCCCGGCUCCACAUGGGCACCACUGAGGUGGCAGCAGGAGAGGACAGGGAGUCCCUGAUGCGCUGACGGUUGGCCAUGUCUGGGAAGCACUGGCCCCCCGGGACACAGUGUGUCACCAAGCACGACCACAGCAAGCCCAAGCCCCGGGAGCUGGCCUUCCGCAAGGGGGACAUGGUCACCAUCAUUGAGGCCGUGGAGGGCAAAGGCUGGUACCGCGCCAGGCACCACGAGACAGGGCAGGAGGGGCUGCUGGCAGCCAGUGCCCUGCGGGAGCGCGGGGCCAUCCGCGCUGACCCCAAACUCAGCCUGAUGCCCUGGUUCCAUGGGAAGAUCUCAGGGCUUGAGGCGGUGCAGGAGCUGCAGCCCCCCGAGGACGGGCUGUUCCUGGUGCGCGAGUCUGUGCGGCACCCCGGGGACUACGUGCUGUGCGUGAGCUUUGGCAAGGAGGUGAUCCACUACCGCGUGGUGCACGAGGAGAACACGCUCAGCAUCGACAGCCAGCAGUACUUCUCCAACCUCAUUGACAUGAUUGAGCAUUACAUGAAGGAGCAGGGAGCCAUCUGCACCAAGCUGGUGAAGCCCAAAACAAAAUCUGGGAUGAAGUCUGCUGAGGAGGAGUUGGCCAAAGCUGGCUGGUUGCUGAACCUGAAGCACCUCACACUGGGAGACCGCAUUGGGCAAGGCGAGUUCGGAGAUGUCCUGCAAGGCGAGUACUUGGGGCAGAGGGUGGCUGUGAAGAACAUAAAGUGUGAUGUGACUGCCCAGGCCUUCCUCGCUGAAACAGCUGCCAUGACGAAGGUCCGGCACAAAAACCUGGUGUGUUUGCUGGGAGUGAUCCUGCACAAUGGCCUCUACAUUGUCAUGGAGUUCAUGAGCAAGGGCAACCUGGUGAACUUCCUGCGCACACGGGGCCGGGCACUCGUCCCGACCCAGCAGCUCCUCCUGUUCGCUCUGGAUGUGGCUCAAGGCAUGGACUACCUUGAGUCCAAGAAGUUGGUGCACCGGGACCUGGCUGCCCGCAACAUCCUCAUCUCUGAGGAGAACGUGGCCAAAGUGAGCGACUUCGGCUUGGCCCGGGUCAACCCCAAGGGUGCAGAUGCCACAUUGCUCCCUGUGAAGUGGACGGCACCAGAGGCCCUGAAACACAAUAAAUUCUCCUCCAAGUCGGACGUGUGGAGCUAUGGGAUCCUCCUGUGGGAAACCUUUUCCUUUGGACGGGCACCCUACCCCAAGCUGGCCCUGAAGGAGGUGACGGAGCUGCUGGAGCAGGGGUACCGCAUGGACCCCCCCGAGGGCUGCCCGCCCACCAUCUAUGCCCUGAUGAAGAGCUGCUGGGAGCUGGAGCCAGGCAAGCGCCCAUCCUUCAAGAAACUCACAGAGAAGCUGCAGAAGGAGCUGAAGCACCUGAGGGACAUUUAACCCCCAUCCUGCUACCCAGGACACAGAACCUGAAGCCCUUAGACCCUCCAGGGUUGGGAGUGGCAGGGCAAUAGGGGCCAGGAACAGGAAGGCCUGUGGUGCAGCUCUCUUCCUGUGGAGAUGGGCCAGCAGCCUCCCUCCAUCCCGGCAUGGUCCUUCUACCCACCACACAGCCCAGAGAAGGUUGCCAUGGGAUUGAUCUCCUCUGGCCCACCACAGUGGGGAGCACAGACCCCAAGGCAGCCAAGCCCACACCCCUGUGCUCAGCCCCAGGAGCAGAUGCUGCGUGUGGGGUCCCUUCAAGCUGCGACUCCCAGUGAUGGGAGGCAGGACUGGACAUCUCCACUCACUGGAAGAUGAGACCCCACCCUGACUCAGCUCUGCCCCAGCGCCCAGCCCCACACGGGGAUGGUCGCACAGCCAGCUAAACCACAUGGAUUUGGGCUUUUUGAUUAAACCAAAGAAUCUAGUUCAACAGCA